UGAAAGGGAUACAAGACAGGAUCGGUAAAUCCUAUUGGAAGAUACACGAGGAUUAUCUCAAUAUGUUUGAGAUCACUGAAAGCAAGAUGAUUGAGGUAAUGAAUGAAAAUUGUGAAAAGAUUGAAAAUUUCUUGAAAAAGUAUCGAUCUUACUCAUCCUAUAAGGGAUAUAAUUUGAAGAUACUGAAAUUGUUGGAAUUGAGAAGAAGGUAUCAAAGGUUAUCUCGUGAAUUGGAGACAGAAGCACAUUUUAGGUUACGAGAGCUACAGGAAUAUGAAUAUGAAUUGAGAAUGAUUUCAUUGAUGUUGCAAGCAUCGCAGAGGGAGUUGCAAGAGUUUGAGGAUGUAUUGGUAGAAGAACUUGAAAAGAGAGAUACAGAGCUCAAGAAAUAUCACAUGACAUGA
This is a messenger RNA of Acaulospora colombiana, 404 nucleotides long. The record is from the annotation of a GenBank genome assembly. Lineage: Eukaryota; Fungi; Glomeromycota; Glomeromycetes; Diversisporales; Acaulosporaceae.